Vombatus ursinus (common wombat) is the source of this 1125-nucleotide messenger RNA. RefSeq names its product PAX3- and PAX7-binding protein 1. Gene Ontology annotation, cellular component: nucleus. The record is from RefSeq and is a predicted model, not a curated record. Gene Ontology annotation, molecular function: DNA binding. The annotation marks the transcript as partial. The transcript is spliced from 8 exons. Gene Ontology annotation, biological process: mRNA splicing, via spliceosome; positive regulation of transcription by RNA polymerase II. NCBI's taxonomy places the organism in Eukaryota, Metazoa, Chordata, Mammalia, Diprotodontia, Vombatidae.
AUCGUAUCUCAAAAGAAUCCAGUAAGGUUUUUGAAGAUGUCCUUGAGAGCUUCUAUUCGAUUGAUUGUAUUAAAUCACAGUUUGAAGCAUGGCGUUCUAAAUAUUUCACUUCUUAUAAGGAUGCUUAUAUUGGUCUUUGUUUGCCAAAGUUAUUCAAUCCUCUAAUAAGGCUGCAACUUCUUACUUGGACUCCCUUGGAGGCAAAAUGUCGUGACUUUGAGAGUAUGCUAUGGUUUGAAUCAUUGCUAUUUUAUGGCUGUGAAGAACAGGAGCAAGAAAAGGAAGAUGUAGAUGUUGCAUUACUACCUACCAUUGUGGAAAAAGUGAUUCUUCCUAAACUAACAGGAAUAGCUGAAAAUACGUGGGACCCCUUCUCUACAACACAGACAUCUAGAAUGGUUGGGAUUACGUUGAAAUUGACAAGUGGAUAUCCUUCAGUGGUAAAUGCAGAAAAUAAAAACACACAGCUAUAUUUAAAGGCACUCUUACUAAGAAUGAGAAGAACUUUAGAUGAUGAUGUAUUCAUGCCCUUGUAUCCCAAGAAUAUCUUGGAAAAUAAAAACUCUGGCCCUUACUUGUUUUUCCAGCGACAAUUUUGGUCUUCAGUUAAGCUCUUAGGAAACUUUCUCCAGUGGUAUGGCAUUUUUUCAAACAAAACUCUUCAAGAAUUAUCCAUAGAUGGUUUGCUAAAUAGAUACAUCCUUAUGGCUUUUCAGAAUUCAGAAUAUGGGGAUGACAGCAUCAAAAAAGCCCAACAUGUAAUCAACUGUUUCCCCAAACAGUGGUUCGUAAAUCUGAAAGGGGAAAGGACUAUAUGCCAGCUAGAAAACUUUUGUAGAUACCUUGUUCACCUGGCAGAUACCAUUUAUAGAAACAGCAUUGGAUGCUCAGAUGUAGAAAAAAGAAAUGCAAGGGAAAACAUAAAACAGAUAGUAAAACUUCUUGCAAGUGUUCGAGCUCUGGAUCAUGCUAUGACCGUUGCAAAUGACCACAAUAUGAAAGAAUUAAAGGCUUUAAUUGAAGGAAAAUAGAACUUUCAUACUGAAAAACCUAAUAUGAGCUUUAAAAAUCCAUUCCUGGUGUACAAUUUUUGUAUAUAUGUAAAGUUUCUUAAAAUGUAAAGUA